AUGGACAAGAUCCUGGAGGCGGUGAUGACGUCGUCCUACCCCGCAAGUGUGAAGCAAGGGCUGGUGCGUCGGGUGCUGGAGGCGGCGCGGCAGCCGCUGGAGCGCGAGCAGUGCCUGGCGCUACUCGCAUUGGGCGCACGACUGUACGUGGGCGGCACCGAAGAGCUGCCGCGCCGCGUGGGCUGCCAGCUGUUGCACGUGGCGGGUCGCCACCACCCCGAAGUCUUUGCCGAGUUCUUCAGCGCCCGCCGGGUGCUGCGUCUGCUGCAGAGUGGCGCUGGCCCACCAGGCGUCCGCGCUCUAGCCUGCGUGCAGCUGGGCUUGCAGCUGCUGCCAGAGGGGCCGGCAGCGGAUGAAGUGUUCGCGCUGCUGCGCCGCGAGGUGUUGCGCACCGUGUGCGAGCGCCCGGGGCCCGCGUCUUGCGCGCAGGUGGCGCGGCUGCUGGCACGGCACCCGCGUUGCGUUCCCGAUGGCCCACACCGCCUGCUCUUCUGCCAGCAGCUGGUGCGCUGCCUCGGCCGCUUCCGCUGCCCGGCGGAGGGAGAAGAGGGCGCCGUGGAGUUCCUGGAGCAGGCCCAGCAGGUGAGCGGGCUCCUGGCGCAGCUGUGGCGCGCGCAGCCCGCCGCCAUCCUGCCCUGCCUCAAGGAGCUGUUCGCAGUCAUCUCCUGCACAGAGGAGGAACCGCCAUCUAGCGCCCUGGCCAGCGUGGUCCAGCACCUCCCACUGGAGCUCAUGGAUGGUGUCGUCCGGAACCUUAGCAAUGAUGACAGCGUGACGGAUUCCCAGAUGCUGACUGCCAUCAGCAGGAUGAUCGACUGGGUGUCCUGGCCUCUGGGGAAGAACAUUGACAAGUGGAUCAUUGCACUGCUCAAGGGCCUGGCCGCUGUCAAGAAGUUCAGCAUCUUGAUCGAGGUUUCGCUCGCCAAAAUUGAAAAGGUCUUCUCUAAGUUGCUGUACCCCAUUGUCCGGGGAGCCGCCUUGUCUGUCCUCAAGUACAUGCUUCUGACUUUCCAGCACUCUCACGAGGCCUUCCACCUGCUCCUUCCUCACAUUCCGCCGAUGGUGGCUUCUCUGCUCAAGGAGGACUCCAACUCGGGCACCAGCUGCCUGGAGCAGCUGGCAGAGCUGGUCCAUUGCAUGGUGUUCCGGUUCCCGGGCUUCCCAGACCUGUAUGAACCCAUCAUGGAGGCCAUUAAGGACCUUCAUGUUCCCAAUGAGGACCGCAUCAAGCAGCUGCUGGGGCAGGAUGCCUGGACCUCGCAGAAGAGCGAGCUGGCUGGCUUCUACCCUCGGCUCAUGGCCAAGUCAGACACUGGCAAGAUUGGUUUAAUCAACCUGGGCAACACAUGCUAUGUGAACAGCAUCCUUCAGGCCCUGUUCAUGGCUUCUGACUUCAGACACUGUGUGCUCCGUUUGACUGAGAACAACUCACAGCCCUUGAUGACCAAGCUGCAGUGGCUCUUUGCUUUUCUGGAACACAGCCAGCGGCCUGCAAUUUCCCCAGAGAAUUUUCUCUCUGCUUCUUGGACACCUUGGUUCAGCCCUGGCACCCAGCAAGACUGCUCAGAGUACCUGAAGUACCUGCUGGAUCGGCUGCACGAGGAGGAGAAAACAGGCGCCAGGAUCUGCCAGAAGCUCAAGCAGUCCAGCUCGCCGUCCCCACCCGAGGAGUCCCCGAGCCCAAGUUUGACUUCCGUGGAGAGAAUGUUUGGCGGCAAGAUUGUGACUCGGAUAUGCUGUCUGCAGUGCCUCCACGUCUCCUCCAGGGAGGAAGCCUUCACGGACCUCUCCCUUGCGUUUCCUCCGCCUGAGCGCUGUCGCCGGCGCCGCCUGGGCUCCGUAAUGCUCCCGGCAGAGGAGAUCCGAACCCGGGACCUCCAGCCACCACCCCAAUCCCAGGCCCCAGGCCCAGAGGGUCAGAGGAGGCAAAGGAAACACUGCAUCACAGGGGACGCCCCUCCCACGGGCCUGGACAUCACCGGCCUGGGGUCCCUUGGGCCCGCUGGGCACAGCCGUGAGGAGGAGCCCCGGGAGAGGGAGGAGGAAGAGGAGGACCGGCACGAGGAGGAGAAGGAGGAGGCAGAGGAGGAGAAGGAAGAAAGGGCAAAGGAGAAGGAGGGGGAGAAGGAGAAAGAGGCGGAGAAGGAAGAAGAGAAGGUGGAGAAGGAGAAGGAGAAGGAGGCAGAGAACGAGAAGGAGAAGGACGAGGACAGCUCUGGGCCUGGCGCCCGCAGGGACAUGACCCGCCCUGCGGAGCAGCUAUGUGGCCCCGAGGGCUCCCGCUCCGUCCUGGACCUCGUCAACUACUUCCUGUCCCCCGAAAAGCUGACAGCGGAGAACCGCUACUACUGCGACUCGUGCGCCUCCCUGCAGGACGCGGAGAAGGCGGUGGAGCUGAGCCAGGGCCCGCGCUACCUCAUCCUCACGCUGCUGCGCUUCUCCUUCGACCUGCGCACCAUGCGGCGCAGGAAGAUCCUGGACGAUGUGGCCAUCCCGCUGCUGCUGCGCCUGCCGCUGGCCGGGGGCCGGGGCCAGGCCUAUGACCUGUGCAGUGUCGUGGUGCACUCGGGCGUGUCCUCGGAGAGUGGCCACUACUACUGCUAUGCCCGAGAGGGGGCUGCCCGCCUGCCUCCUCCUCUGGGAACGGCCGACAGGCCAGAGCCCGAGAACCAGUGGUACCUGUUUAAUGACACCAGAGUGUCCUUCUCCUCCUUUGAGUCUGUCAGCAACGUCACCUCCUUCUUCCCCAAGGACACAGCCUAUGUGCUCUUUUAUCGGCAGCGGCCUGGGGAAGGGCUGGAAGCUGGGCCUGGCUCCCCCAGGGUGCGGGCUGAGCCCACCCUUCAUAAAGACUUGAUGGAAGCCAUUUCCAAAGACAACAUCCUUUACCUGCAGGAGCAGGAGAAGGAGGCCCGGAGCCGGGCGGCCUAUAUCUCUGCACUGCCCGCAUCUCCAUCCUGGGGGCGGGGCUUUGACAAAGACAAGGAUGAGGACGAAGGCUCUCCAGGAGGCUGCAACCCCGCAGGUGGCAACGGCGGUGACUUCCACAGACUUGUCUUCUAA
This is a messenger RNA of Elephantulus edwardii (Cape elephant shrew), 3063 nucleotides long. RefSeq names its product ubiquitin specific peptidase 35 (gene USP35). Gene Ontology annotation, molecular function: cysteine-type endopeptidase activity; cysteine-type deubiquitinase activity. Gene Ontology annotation, cellular component: cytosol; nucleus. Gene Ontology annotation, biological process: protein deubiquitination. The record is from RefSeq and is a predicted model, not a curated record. The transcript has 10 exons. Bases 1 to 3063 code for a protein of 1020 amino acids. NCBI's taxonomy places the organism in Eukaryota, Metazoa, Chordata, Mammalia, Macroscelidea, Macroscelididae.